Molecule: messenger RNA, 401 nt
Organism: Symphalangus syndactylus (siamang)
Lineage: Eukaryota; Metazoa; Chordata; Mammalia; Primates; Hylobatidae
Product: thioredoxin-like
Source: RefSeq, a predicted model, not a curated record
AUGGUGAAGCAAAUUGAGAGCAAGUUUGCUUUUCUGGAAGGCUCGGAGGCUGCAGGUGAUAAACUUAUCAUGGCUGGCUUCUCAGCCACGUGGCGUGGGCCUUGCAAAAAGAUCAAGCUUUUCUUUCAUUCCCUCUUUGAAAAGUAUUCCAACAUGGUAUUCUCUGAAGUACAUGUGGCUGACUGUCAGGAUGUUGCUUCAGAAUGUGAAGUCAAAUGCAUGCCAACCUUCCAGUUUUUUUUUUGUUGUUUGUUUUUUUUUAAGAAGGGACAAAAGGUGGGUGAAUUUUCUGGAGCUAAUAAGGAAAAGCUUGAAGCCACCAUUAAUGAAUUACUCUAAUCAUGUUUUCUGAAAACAUAACCAGCCAUUGGCUAUUUAAAACUUGUAAUUAUUUUUAUUUC